AACCGUCAGAAGCUUACCCGUUAGAGGCUGCGCAGGGCUUUGGCUACAGUCAUUCGGAUUAGAAAACAUGAAUGUUCUUCAUUUUCUUUAGCAUGUAAACCGUAAUGAAACCCUUUUAGUCAGUUGCAGUCGGUAUAGAAAUUUCUCUGUUGGUAUUUAGUGGGUCUGUUGACAAUCGGCGCUGUCGAUCGUUUGGGUGUGGUUCAGAAACAAACGACAAUAAAAAUAUCCACCGAAAUCUGAUUUUACAGGAAACAUCAACAUUAUGAAGACCUUCUUUCAGAUUUUUCUACUAAUGUGUGGUGUGUUUGGUGUUGAUGCAGAUGAAGUGAAGUCAGUGUCAGUGAUGGAGGGAGAUUCUGUCACUCUAAACCCUGAUCUUACUGAAAUACAGAAAAUUAUUCAGAUGCAGUGGAGGUUUGGAGAUCCAGUCAUUGCUAAAAUCGAUGGAAAUAAGAUCUUAUAUCCUAAUUACACUGACAUAUUCAGAGGCAGACUGCAGCUGACCCAGACUGGAUCACUGACCAUCAAGAAUAUGAGAACCAAACACACUGGAAUUUAUAAACUAUCCAUUGACCUCAGCACUGGGAGAUUACAAAAGACAUUCAGUGUUACUGUCUAUGAGACUCCAUCUGUUAUUGAUGCUGGUGAAGCUGAAGUAAAGAUCAUGUCAAUGGAGGAGGGAAAAUCUGUCAUUCUUCAGACUGAUGUUACUGAACUAAGUGGAGAUGAGCUGAUAGUGUGGAGGUUUGGAGAUGAAGGAAAACUCAUAGCUAAAGCUGACAUAGAGAUUAAGAACUCAACAUUAUAUGGUACAACUGAUGAGAGAUUCAAAGACAGACUGCAAUUGAAUCAUCAGACUGGAUCUCUGACUAUCACAAACACCAGAACCACAGACUCUGGACUUUAUAAACUACAGAUCAGCAGCAGCAGCAGCAAGCAGACCUUAUACAAGAAAUUCACUCUUAUUGUUACUGUCAGAGUAUUCACUGAACCCGGUCUUUCUUCGGGUGCUAAAGCAGGGAUAGUUUUUGCUGUCCUGCUGGUGGCUGCGGCUGCGACUGCAGCUGUGGUUGCUAUGAUUUACUAUUGCCGCAAGAUUGCUGAAAUGCAAAAACUCUCUAAACAACUGGCGGAGCUCUCUAAACAACUUAAGAAAUUGUUGGAGUUCUUUAAGGAUUUGCCGAAGACCUCUAAACAAUUUAAGAAUUUAUUGGAGUCCAUUGAACAACUCUUGGCCGAGCAUAAAGAAUUAUCGGAGGAGCGCAAGAAAGAAUUGUCGGUGGAAUGUGAUCGACUAAAGAAAUUGUUGAACAGCUGUGAAACACUGAAGAAAACAUUGGAGGAUUUUGAAAAAGAAUUGUCCGAGAUCUCUGAAAAACUCAAGGAAUUGUUUGAAAACAACAUCUCUAAACAAAUACAGAAGAUCUGUAGAAAACUGCAGCGGAGGCCCAACGAUGAUGAUGAUCGUAGAUAUGAAGUGAAGAAUAUGCCAGUGAAUGAGGGAGGUAAAGUCACUCUAAACCCUGAGGUUGAAAUACAGGAAAACGAUCAUAUAGAGUGGUUGUUUGGAGAUGAAAAAAACUCUCAUAGCUGAUAUUAAAGGAGGGAGAGGAAGGGUCUAUAUAUUGAAAGAAUGUCUGACUCUGGACGGCAGAACUGGAUCACUGAAGAUCUCGCCCAUCAGAGCUGAACAGGCUGGACUCUAUGAACUGAAGAUCACUCGUGGAAAUGAAACCAGAAGAGAGUUUUUCAACAUUGUCAUCAGAGGUGAGUCACUCCUGUCUUUUAGUGUAAUGAUAAUCACAGUUCUUCCGUAUAUUCACCUUUUCUUUUUCUGCAGGUAAUUCUGCUCAAACUGCUUAAUAUUCAGACUCAUUUUGGUGUUCAUUCUGUAGAUCAUUAGGUCUAAAAUUAAAUCUAAGAUUACAGUUUAAAAAUCUCCCAUUGAACUUCAUUGUGAAAUAAACACAUUUGCAUGAGUGACAGGAUCUAGCAUGUAGUACACAUACCUAAUACACGCUGAAGCACCAAAUACAGGUUUGAUUCUCAUCAGUAUCAUGUUUUUAUUCCAUUUCUCCUGUUUUGAAGUGACAGAACACAUGAUGUGCUGGUUGAAUAUAGCAGAGUGUAAAGUCCAUUUCACGUACACACAACCAGAUUAUCUCUGACACUAUAAGAUGAUGAUGUGGGUCAGAGCCACUGUGUUUAUUUAUGACUUUAAUACAGCAUUUCAUCUUCAGAACAGUCUCUACUCUUGGCAGUGAAAAUAAUAUUAGCUGUUAGGUUUAAAAUGGCUUUAAAAUUCACUGAAAUACUUAAAAACAAAAAAACAAUGUAUUCAAACCUCUUUAGUUCUUCCAUGUGUUAGAUCGCUGUCUCCAUGACAAAUAAGAUCCAGCCCUGGAUGCCAGAUCCCAUCAGAAAAUAUCAGUUUGUCCAGUAUCAGAACAACUCGUCAGUGAGUAGUCUAAUACCCAAACCCUGUUAACAGGAGGGUCUUGUCUGGUACCCAAAAUACCCAAAACACUAUUAACAGUCUUCUAUCAGCCAAGAAGUUGACUGAGGAAAACCCAAUGAAAAUAAAGAGCAGAUGCAGGAGACGAAGUAUGACAGUAAAAAGGAGCAGAGUUUAUUGAAUAGUCUUAGUUGUGUAUGUCUCAAUGCUCAGACUUCGUCUGGAGAACACAGAUUCAACAAGUAUUGUUAUACCAAACUGAUUCACAACAACAUCCCAUAAAGCUUGAGUUUCCAUAAACAUUCCCUUGUAUCUCUUAUUCAUGAACACAAACAGCCUUUGAAACUACACAGUCAUAAGACCAAACAACUAUGGAAAAAAUAUAUAAAAAAACAACUUUAAAAUAAUAUAAAUGACUAAUCAAUUAAUGAAUCAAUAAAUGAAUAUAUAAAUGACUAUAAUGAUUAUUAUAAAUGAUUAUAUGAUUA
Messenger RNA from Labeo rohita (rohu), 2946 nucleotides. RefSeq lists its product as uncharacterized. The record is from RefSeq and is a predicted model, not a curated record. The coding region runs from base 266 to 1597 and encodes 443 amino acids. The transcript has 19 exons. Lineage: Eukaryota; Metazoa; Chordata; Actinopteri; Cypriniformes; Cyprinidae.